GGUUCCGUGUGGCUCAUGAGGUUAGAUUUUGUGUUAGAUUAUCCAAGACCUUUGAUGCCCAACAUCAUUGCAAUUGGAGGAGUAAACUGUGCUCACAAGAAGCUACCUCAGCAUCAAACGUUAUGUUCUUCAGACACGGCCCCAGUGCUUAGCGCUCAUCCACAAGUCACGGCGACGCUGGUUCUGCUCCUGUCCGUGCUCGGUUUGGCUGCUGGUGGGAAGCUGCUGGUGGUGCCGGUGGACGGGAGUCAUUGGCUCAGCAUGCAGGAAGUGUUGGAUGGUCUCAGGCAGAAGGGGCAUGAAGUAGUCGUCGUUGCACCUGAAAUCAGUUUGUACAUAAAGCCAACAAAGAAUUUUGUUAUGAAAACAUACCCGGUCCUUUUCACACAGGAAGAGAUGGAUGGAAAUUUCCAGGCAUUUUUACGAGAUGUACUUGAAGAAGGAUCUUUUCUGGAAAGAUUUCUUAAAGUAUACCAGGGUAUGAAAACUCUCUCUGAUUUGGUAAUCCUCAGCUGUACACAAUUGCUGUACAACAAAGAGCUUGUCAGAUACCUUGAGGAGAGCAAGUUUGAUGCUGUCUUUACAGACCCUGUACUACCCUGCGGGCAGAUACUGGCUGAGCAUCUUUUCCUACCUUCCGUGUUUUUUUUACGAGGAAUACCAUGUGGUUUAGAAUUUGAAGCCACUCAGUGUCCCAAUCCCCCUUCUUAUGUCCCCAGGUUAUUCACAGAGCAUACAGACCGCAUGAACUUUUUCCAGCGGGUGAAGAACCUGAUCUUUGAUGUCCCAAAUUAUUUUCUCUGUGAUUUUUUCUUUCAACCAUACAUAAAACUGGCUUCUAAGUUACUCCAGCGGGAUGUAAUUGUGUUAGAUCUCUUACACAAUGCCUCCAUUUGGCUUCUGCAAUUAGAAUUUGUGUUCCACUGUCAGAGACCAUCGAUGCCUAAUAUGAUCAUAAUUGGAGGACUAAACUGCGCUCACAGGAAGCUAACUCAGAGCUAG
Messenger RNA from Balearica regulorum gibbericeps (East African grey crowned-crane), 1002 nucleotides. NCBI's taxonomy places the organism in Eukaryota, Metazoa, Chordata, Aves, Gruiformes, Gruidae. The record is from RefSeq and is a predicted model, not a curated record.